CCCGGCAGAUAAAGCUGCUGUGAGACAGACUGCGCGCCACCUAGCGGCCCCUUGUCGUCAUUUCGCAGGUAGAAAUUGAAAGAUGGCCGCCAGCAGCCCAACUGUCUCCGUGGUGCCAGCCGUGUGCAGCGUCUGUCUGCAGCCGUUGACGGCAGGUGACUGCCAGGUAUUGACGUGUUCCCACACCUUAUGUGAGUCUUGUCUGCAGGAUGUACAGGAUAGUGCCUCUGGGAACGUGGCAGAAGAGAAGAAGGGGGCUGAAAAUGGAGAUAUUUAUCAACACAAAGCCAUUGAGACCUUCAUCUGUCCACUUUGCAGCAGGAACAUCAAAACACCCUCUGGUGACGAAACUCUUUCUCAGAACUCAGUGUAUGGGGAUCAGGAACUAAGUAAAACUAAGUCCGCACGUCAUGUCACAGAAAGCGUCGAUGUUAUUUCAUCGAUGAGGAAUAUAAAAAUGAAAUCUCCGAGUCUCCUACCCUUUAUGUCCGUGUCAAUAAUCAGGAAGAAAAGAAUGAAACCUCCGAGUCUCCUACCCUUGAUGUCUGUGUCAGUAACGAGAAAGAUAAUAAUGAAACAUCCCAGCCUCCUUCCCUUGAUGUCCGUGUCAACAAUCAAGAAGAUGAAAAUAAAAUCUCACAAUCUCUUUUCACUGACGUCAGCGACAAUGAUCAACAAGACCUGGACGAAGGAUCACAGACUUUAACAGUUAACGUCUGUAGCAAUGAUCGUGAAGAUGAGAACCAAGGCUCAGGACCUCUUAUCUGUGAUGUAUGUGAUGAUGAUGAGGAGGCCACACACAGGUGUGAAGAUUGCGCAAAGAGCAUGUGCUCCCAGUGUCAACGUUUUCACGGCAAGUUCCACUCCGACCACCAGACUCAAGUUCUGGUUAAGACGUCACAGUCUGACCCUCAACCUGUAGACCGUGACCUGGAAGAGAGGGUCAUGGGGCAGGUCAAUGUUGUGGAGGCCGCGCUGCUACAGAUGGCGGACGACAAGCGACGCCUAGUGAGAGAGAGACAGGAGGUGGCUGACGUCAUCAGCAGGCGAGCUGACGCCGCGAGGGCUUUGGUGACGCAGGUGGAGAAGAAGAGCCAGAGGGCGCUGGGGGACGUGGCCCGCGCGAAAGAUGUGGAACUGGACGAGGAAAUGACCUCUGCCCGUACCAGGCACAGUCAGCUCUGGCAGCUGGCGACAUGGACACGUGACACUCAGCAUACAACAGGGGGACAAGGGAGACGUGGUCAGAUGAACAUUCGGCCCAAGGACGUGAGCAGAAGGCUGCUGAACGAGGACGAGAUCGAGCGUUACCAGAAACGAGCUCACGGACAGCAACAGGUACUGUCACACCACAUGGACGAUGCCCUCAGCAGCCUUCAGGGAGCCCUGCACAGCUACCUGGGUAUAUCACACGACACGUCACAGGUGACUGGAGGAGUAGAAGAUGGGUCAAGCUCCUCCCUCAUCACUAGCGACGAUCACGAGGCGGAGCGUCUCAGCUCUGUCAUGGCGCCGGACACUACUCAAGUCCUUGCCGACAUGGCGCAUGUCAAGCACAGACUGGCCUCACUGCACGACCACAACCUGAGACUCCAACAGCUUGUGGACAGCUUAUACGGGGACUUCACCAAGGUAAAGGGAGACAACUCCAAGCUGCAGAUGGAUAUUCAGACAGUUCGAGACGACUACUGCAAGCCACUUCAGGACAUCGUAGCCCUGCACAGAGAAUACAACGCUUUUCACCACCAGUUUGUCGCCUUGAAAGACGAGAACUCUCUACUCCAACGAGAUCUCGCAGCCCUGAGGGCAGACAUCAUCAAGCUUCAACAUGAUGGUGCAGUCACAAAAGGAGAAAAUAGCAAGUUUCGACAAGACUUGCUUGAUGCAAAGGGAGACAAUGAUAAACUUCAGCAAUAUGUUACGGUGUUAAAGGGAGAGAAGGACAAACUUCAACAAGAUGUGGUGGUAAUACUCGAAAAGAAAACUGAGCUUGAGCAAGCUGUCACCAUGCUAAAUAAAGAGAGCAGCAGCCUUGCACAAACGAUUGCUGGGGUUCAGGGAAGUCUGUCCGAGGCCGAGCACAAUGUCCAGACACUACAAGACCAAUGCAACAACUUUCAGCGAGACAUCACAACACUAGAAGGGGAUAACAGCAAGCUUGAGCAAGAUGUUCUCACCAUCAGAGAGGAGAGCUAUCUACUCCAGCAGGAUGUUUUGAUCCUGAAGGGAGAGCACCGUGAAACUCACGAGCACGUGGCAAUUAUUCAAAACGAAACCAUCGACCUGCAGAACGACAUUACAAGACUAAAGGGAGAUAAUGACAAGUGUCAAGAAAACAUCGUAGCGAUGAAAGGAGACACUGCUCAGCUUCAUGCGGAUGUUUUGUCAUUAAGAAAAGACAAAGAAAAAUUGCAGAAAGACAUUUUGCUUGUCAUGGGCGACAGCUCCAAGCUUCAGGACGACGUCCACCAUUUUGUCGGGAAGCUCGCCAGGUGCAACACCCUGGUGGCAUUCCACGCCAGGCUAGGGUCUGACAGGGUAGGGAGGUACCGGGGUAUCCUGCCCCUCGACGAGGUGAAGUCCAACGCAGGACAGGCGUAUGAUCCUGCGACAGGUGUCUUCACAGCCCCCAUCGCCGGCACCUACCUGUUCAUCGCCUCCAUUUGCCGUGACGUCGGCACCGGCGAUGCCGUGCUGUCCAUGGAGGUGGACGGGGCGCUGCUGACGUUGUCGCGGUCGCACGUGGGUCAGUUGGAGGAGGGCGUCAGCUGCACGUCACACGCCGCGCUGCAGCUGGAUGCUGGACAGAAGGUGUGGCUGCGGGUGUGGAGCGACACUGGUCUUCUGAAGUACCGGACCACCUUCACUGGGGCCCUGCUGCAGGUGGAGCUGUGACAGUCAGGCCAUGGCUGUGGGGCUGUCACAUGAUCGGGUGUUGGUCAGAUUGGGUUACACCGACACAUAGUAUUUGAUGUAUGCAGUACAUGCAUUUAAAAUGAUGUCAUCGUCACAUCCUGCUGUACAAUACAGUUACCACCCUCUGUGUGUGUGCACUUAACAUGUACAAAUCCUCAGAAAAUCUGUUCAAAAAUUAACUAAUGUGUUACUAAUUGAAACAUAACACAAAAAAAAACCAAAUCACUGUAAUUCCAUCAUCUAAAAGGCAGCCAUAAAAUGUUCUCAAACUUAACGAGAAGAACAGUCGACAAAUAAAAUAACUACAUUAAAAUAAUGCAGCUACCCAAACUAUAAUAUAUACAUAUCCUCUCACAAUACAGGAACUCUUCUAACCGAAGAUCAGUAGAAGAAAUAGCAGUAGAAGUAACAAUAAUAAUGAUUAUUUACAUAGCUCUUUUCCAAAGAUUUGCUAAUAGCUCUCUACAUAAGCCAUACAUAGACUAACUUCAAUAACCAUGUACCCUUAUUUACAACAGACUCGCUCACUUCUUCAUCACACACUCACUCACACACAAAGUAAACUACAGACACACGUGCACGCUCACAGGACAAGUGAAGUCGUCGUUCUGAAAGAUGUAAGUUUGGACUUAGAGGUGGUAAGAGGGACGAAGGUAAUCUGUUGCAAGUUGAUGGACUUGGUGAGACAGACCUGUGUCCAUAGUCUUGGUCUCAGUGGGAUCAGCAUGAGUAGCACGCGGCUACAAAGGGCAAUGUGGUGCAAUAUUUUGAUUAUAACUGCAUUUUCAAACUCUGUUUAGCAUUUUUUUAAGAUACAUAGU
This is a messenger RNA of Pomacea canaliculata, 3737 nucleotides long. RefSeq names its product major antigen-like. NCBI's taxonomy places the organism in Eukaryota, Metazoa, Mollusca, Gastropoda, Architaenioglossa, Ampullariidae. The coding region runs from base 826 to 2895 and encodes 689 amino acids. The record is from RefSeq and is a predicted model, not a curated record. Gene Ontology annotation, molecular function: protein binding. The transcript has 4 exons.